Papaver somniferum (opium poppy) is the source of this 1089-nucleotide messenger RNA. RefSeq names its product protein DA1-related 2-like. Lineage: Eukaryota; Viridiplantae; Streptophyta; Magnoliopsida; Ranunculales; Papaveraceae. The transcript is spliced from 9 exons. The record is from RefSeq and is a predicted model, not a curated record. Bases 94 to 1089 code for a protein of 331 amino acids. Gene Ontology annotation, molecular function: ubiquitin binding.
CCCUUCUUUUUGCUUUUUAGUCUCUCUACAUCUGUUUCUCUCAAAAAUAUGGUUAGAUAAUCAUAAUCUGGUACUCUAAAUUGUUUCAUCUUGAUGGCUUCUUCAAGGAUCGAUUCCCUCUCUGAACCCACAUCCCAUGGUAGCUUGGCAGCACAAUCCUGUGGGAGAAAGCCUGCUUUCUUAAGAUGGCUUAGAAAGCUCUUCAAAGGACGUUCAAAUCGUCAGAAAUUGCCGCAGCUUCAUGGUGAAGAAACCAUAGCUAGGCAUGUCCCUGGUGAACCCAUGGAUGAUCAAUCUAAAGCUAAAAACGGCGAGUCAGAUCAUGCUGUUGCACUCUCUCUGGCAGAAGAUUUGAAGGACCCUCAUGGAUGCAGAAGGCGGACAGAACAUGACGAAGAUUUAGCUAGAGCACUUCAGGAAAAACUCAAUGAGCCAUCAUAUCCUUCUUAUGAUCCUACUUCUCUUUUUCCCGGAGAGUACAGGUUGUGUGGUGGCUGCAAUGGUGACUUAGGAUAUGGUGAUUAUUUGUUAUGUAUGGGAGCUUUUUGGCAUCCCUCGUGCUUUCGCUGUUAUGCUUGUGAUUAUCAGAUAGUUGAGCAUGAGUUUUCAUUGUCAGGGAGGAAUCCUUACCAUAUGUCCUGUUUCAGAGAAUUGCAUCAUCCCAGUUGUGAAGUUUGCCAUCAGUUUAUUCCACCAAAUGAUGCUGGUUUAAUCGAGUUCAGGUCUCAUCCUUUUUGGGGGCAGAAGUAUUGUCCUAUACAUGAGCACGAUAACACUGCUCGUUGUUGCAGUUGUGAACGCUUAGAGUCAUUGAGUGCAAGGUACAUUCCUUUAGGAGACGGACGCAAUCUAUGUUUAGAAUGCAUGGAAUCCGCGGUCAUGGAUACGGGUGACUGUCAACCACUAUAUCAUUCAAUCAGAGACUUCUAUGAAGGAAUGAACAUGAAACUAGAUCAACAAAUCCCCAUGCUUCUAGUUGAAAGACAAGCCUUAAAUGAAGCUAUUGAGUGGGAAAAGAAUGGUCACCUUCAGAUGCCUGAGACUAGAGGUUUAUGCCUUUCUGAAGAGCAAACUGUCACAAGUGUAUGA